Molecule: messenger RNA, 984 nt
Organism: Anthostomella pinea
Lineage: Eukaryota; Fungi; Ascomycota; Sordariomycetes; Xylariales; Xylariaceae
Source: the annotation of a GenBank genome assembly
AUGGACACAUUUGCUCUCCACCCCUCGGACCCGUCUUGGGAGGAGCCUCGCUGGGGCGAAACGCAUAUCAUCAGGCCCUUCAACUGCGAUCACAGUGCCAACGUCAAUGCCGGACGUGCGAACGCUGACGAGCCUUGGAAGUUCACCGAGCGGGCAAAAGCCUUGGAUGAGGCAGCCAGCAAACUUAACUACCUCAGUGCCAGCAACUCGCCGCUAGCUGAUGUUCAGACAUUCCUUACGGAAUGGGAAGAUUCCGCAGCGAACAUACAACCGAAUGCACUGGCCUGGUUCAACGACUCGAAUGCAAUACGGAAUGCCUGCACAAACGACAGUCGGGAGGUAGUGCAUCUCCUCUUGGACAAGGGCCUGCAGCCGGACGCCCUGGCGAUCUCAUGCGCAAAGAAAAAUUGGAAAGAAACAGGAGAUAGUUAUCUCAUCAAACUCCUUGUUGACUCCGGCUGGGACAUCAACGAGCCCAUCAACGACAACACUCCCCCACUGAUGAGCUUGUCCCGAGGCGCGGACCCGAAGGCCUCCAGCUUGUCAGGAGAUACCGUCAUGCAGCGAGCUGCUAGUUACGCUUCUCUAGACACGCUGAAGCUCCUGGCCGGCCACGGAGGCUCUGUUGUGGAUGGUGCUUUAGUCGUCCAAGCAUCUUAUCGCCACACUCUUGGUGUUCCUGGGCGCUUGGAGCUGGUCCAAUACCUCUUGGAUCAAGGUGCCCCUACCAACGCCUUCUAUAUGGAGAAUCGCAAUAAAGCUAUUCAGUCGUGCGAAGCUAUGCUCAUGGGAAGACAGAAUGCUCUUCAUUUUGCGAUCUGGGGUGGAAAGAGCGAUAUGGUGAAGUUGCUGCUUGAUAGAGGCGCGGAGCAGGUCAGUACUUGCUCUGCGAUGAAGACGGAUAGGCACCCUAUGUCGCCCUUGGAGCUUGCCGAAAAGUAUAGAGUUAAGGACAAUGUCGCGUUAUUAGAGGAGGCAGGCUGA